This is a messenger RNA of Nannospalax galili (Upper Galilee mountains blind mole rat), 4105 nucleotides long. RefSeq names its product ALG13 UDP-N-acetylglucosaminyltransferase subunit (gene Alg13). Gene Ontology annotation, biological process: protein deubiquitination; dolichol-linked oligosaccharide biosynthetic process. The transcript is spliced from 26 exons. Gene Ontology annotation, molecular function: cysteine-type deubiquitinase activity; hexosyltransferase activity. Lineage: Eukaryota; Metazoa; Chordata; Mammalia; Rodentia; Spalacidae. The record is from RefSeq and is a predicted model, not a curated record. The coding region runs from base 809 to 3484 and encodes 891 amino acids.
CCAAGGGGCUCCACUCCGCCCCGCCCCCGUCCUUGGGUGCUGGGAUCGCUGGCUGCUCCUUUGGCCCGAGCGCUGAAUGAGCGCCUCUUCCGCCUGCCGUGCCUCUAGCCUGGGCGACGGGACUUUGCGCCAGCUCAGCCCGCUGCGCCCGGGAGCCUGUCCGGUACGACCACGCCGGACCUGUGGCGUCCUCCGCCACGUGGCGCCAGCGGCGUCCGCUCUGGCUGGCCGUUUUCUGGCUUCACGUGUAGGACAGGAUCAGACUUGGCCUUUGGUUGUUCCCUAGUUGGCGACAAGUCUUUUCAAGGUCAUGUCUGUCUCCCCCACACUGAGACCGGGGGCCUAGUGAGGUUCCUAGGCUCUGUCCGGAUGUGGAGAAGAGGGUUAGUUUUCGAACUAACUGAAGUGGGCAGCAGAUCUUCAGGAGUCUCGGUUACAACCGACUUGUCCUCCAGAUUGGUAGAGGAAAGGUGGUCCCAGAGCCGUUCAGUACUGAGUCAUUCACUCUGGAUGUUUACAGAUAUAAGGAAUCUCUGAAAGAAGACCUCCAGCAAGCAGAUCUCGUCAUCAGUCAUGCAGGGUCCUGUCCUGCCCUGUCCUGGGCCAGCCAGCCCCUUGCUUCUCCUGCUUCUGAGACGUGCCAAGAUUCUGCAACCCUGCUUCAACUGCCUUGUGCCUAGACCUUGAGCUGCUUUCUGGAUAUCCGCCACACAAGUGCAAGCACUUGUCGCCACUGCCUGUUCCUCCGUGCCCUGUGUUUUCCUAUUUUCCAUACCUCUGUUCCUUCUUUCUCCCUACCCCAUGCACAAUGCAUAAAGGAUGGAAAAAGUACUGCGGCCAGAAGUCUUUGAAUGAGGCAUCAAUGGAUGAAUAUUUAGGCAGUUUAGGGUUGUUUCGAAAGCUGAUUGCCAAGGAUGCCUCUUGCCUCUUUCGAGCAAUUUCUGAGCAGUUGUUUUACAGUCAGAUUCAUCAUUUACACGUCAGGAGAACUUGUGUCUCAUAUAUGAAGGAAAAUCAACAAGUUUUUGAGUCUUAUGUGGAAGGAUCUUUUGAGAAGUACCUGGAACGGUUGGAAGAUCCCAAGGAGAGUGCUGGCCAGCUGGAACUAAGAGCUCUUUCUCUAAUUUAUAAUCGGGAUUUCAUUCUUUAUCGCUAUCCUGGAAAACCACCAACUCAUGUCACAGAUAAUGGCUACGAAGACAAGAUCCUUCUCUGUUGUUCAAAUAAUGGUCAUUAUGAUUGUGUGUACUCAAAACAAUAUCAAUCAAGUGCAGGAAUUUGUCAAGCUAUAUUGUAUGAAAUUCUUUAUAAAGAUGUGUUCGUGGUGGAUGAAGAAACAUUGAAAACUGCAGUUGAUUUGUUUCGAAGUGGUUCCAGGAGAAACAGAAGUAAUGCUUUGACUGGAAAUGUGGAAACCUGUACUGAACACAGAAGUUCAACCCAGGAUAGAAUUGAAGAGCGUGGUGCCUGCUGCAAUAUCGAAAGUACACCAGAGACCUAUAAUGAAGGAAAAGAAGAAUCAAAGUUUUCAGAAAAUCCAUCAAGGAUGCUCUUUCCUUAUAAGGUGCUGAAAGCUCUGGAUCCAGAGAUCUAUCGUAAUAUAGAAUUUGAUGCUUGGUUGGACAGUAGAAAAGAACUUCAAAAAUCAGAUUACAUGGAGUAUGCUGGGAGACAGUACUAUUUAGGAGACAAGUGUCAGGUUUGUUUGGAACCAGGUGGAAAAUACUAUAAUGCUCACAUUCAAGAAAUUGGAAAUGAUAAAAAAUCAGUAACAGUUUUUAUUGAAGAAUUGGCAGAAAGGCAUUCGCUUCCUCUGGCUAACUUAAAACCUGUUACCCAACUGGCACUUUUUCCUUCGUGGAGUGUCAUGACAAGUCGACAAGGAAGAGGUUAUCCAAAAAUAACUGGAGGUUAUUUCCCAGAAAUAGUUGUGUCAGAGAUGAGCAUGAAGCAACGGAAGAAAUUCUUUAAGAAAGUUCGAGGGAAAGAGAUUUAUAUGACUAUGGCUUACAGCAGAGGAGACCCCCUCUUCACGCCCAGGCUUGAGCAUAGUGUGCAUUAUGGACAUGACCCUCUACUGCACUACCCACAGACUGCUGGCCAUAUUAUGUCCAGUGAACAUUUCUAUUCUCCACAUUCAUCUCAGAGACAAGGUCGGGGAUAUGGGAUGCCCGGGCACAACAUGCCAAGUCCUAAAGUUGGGUUUUACCCUGGCCCAGGUAGAAGGUGUUGCCACAGCUAUGAUAAUGUCUCUUAUAGGUCUCGUUCUUUUAGGCGUACUCACCGUCAGAUGCAUUGUAUGAAUAAGGAAUGCCAGUAUGGCUUUACCCCAGGGAAUGGUUUGGAAGAAACUGUUACUUUUUAUGCACUUGAAGAAGGGAAUGAGAGUGCUUAUUCAACUUUGCCUAACCAUGAAGGUCACCCUACAGUAGUUCCUGUUACUUCAGAAUACUGUGCUGCAAGGCAGGGCCAUAACUCGGGCAAAUCGACUGUGAAUUUAGAAGUGACCAAUAACCAGUGUGAUAAUGGAGGAUAUCAUGAAGAUUAUCCUUAUCCUUCUGGUCCUCUAGAACCAGGCUAUGAAUCUCCUGGUGUGUAUAGCACAACUGUAUCUACAGCAAACCUGUCUCUUCAGGACAGAAGACCAUGUUCUAUGUCUCCUCAGGACACAAUUACCUCAUGCAACUAUCCCCAAAAGGUGCUGGGAAAUUCUGCGGCCAUUGUAGCUUCCUGUGCCACUCAUUCUCCAGCUCCAGUCUUACCUAACUGUACAGAAGCUAAUCAAGCUAGUGGUACCUCCGCAGUUUCCUCACAGAAUGCUGUACAACCUCUCUUUGUACCUCCUCCUGCACAAGUCAGUCCAGCCCCUCUCCAGCUGCAGCCACAGCCACUUCCUCCUCCUCCCACUCCUCUUGAAGCAAGAGAGGCUUCAAACCUAUCACCACUACCACCCCCUCCACCUUAUUCCUGUGAUCCAAGUGGAAGUGAUCUGCCUCAAGAUACAAAAGUUUUGCAGUACUAUUUCAAUUUGGGAUUGCAGUGCUAUCAUCACAACUACUGGAACUCCAUGGUCUAUGUGCCACACAUGGAGCAGCAGCAGCUUCAUGUAGAGAAUUAUCCAGUUUGUAUUGAGCAGCCUCUGGUAGACCAAACUAUUCCUCACUUGUACAGUGAGGUAGGGCGAGCAGAUGACACACAGGCAGAAGCAUCAACAAGUGAUGCUUUCCCCAAUGCUGAUGAUGCACCUGUCCCUCAUGGAGCAGUCUAUUAUCCAGUAAUGUCAGAUCCUUAUGGGCAGCCACCUUUGCCAGGUUUUGAUUCCUGCAUUGCUGUUGUUCCUGAAUAUCCCUGUGUUGCCUCCUGGCAUCCAGUUAGUGCAGCAUAUGGUGGUUCUUCCCCAAUUCGUGGUGCUGUUAAUUCUGGGCCAGUUGGCUAUAUGGCUCCACCUAAUUCACCAUCGCAAUAUACACCUCACAAUAUGUAAGAUGUGGCAAUAUGAAGUAUUCUUUACUGCCAAUUUUUACUGUUUUGAUCAAUAAAAAUGUGUUAUGUUUCUAAGUGCUUUAGUUGGUAAGAAUGGUUAUUAUUGUAUCUGUCUUUACGAUUAUUUUUUGAUUUAAAAUAUUUCUUUAAAACAAAGGCAUAUUUGAGUUACGAAUAAGGAAAUUGAACUGAAUAUAUACAAUUAGUCCUAUACUGAGCAAAUUUGUUGUAGGCAGUUGCCUCUCAGCCAGUUUAUGAACAUUUUAUUGCCUGAUAGUGCCCAUUGAUAAAAGAAGCAAAUGCAAGCUAUUUUCUUGUAUAAAAAUGAUACAUCUUAUCCAACUGUUUAAAAUUGGAAUGAUUUCUACUGUUGUAGAAAGUUAACAAAACCAAGAGCCUUUGCUUCUGGGUAUUUACUUAGUAUUAAAUGAAAGUUCUUCAGGUUUCUUUAAAAAUUGUAUGAACUGAAUUAUAUUCUGUGAUAGUAAUCAGUUUUGAAGGCACAAUGGUGCUCUUUAUAUUUGCCACAUACGCUCUUGUUAUAAUACUGGAUUUAUGUAACUUACUGCACAGUAUUAGUGUCUUUUGCACAAUUUGCAGCAAAUAAAAAUUAGCAUUUAAA